AAAAUUAAAGAUAGCAAAAGGGAAAAUAAAAUGCCAUCGUUGCGGUCUGCUCCUCCGGCUUUUAAGUAGCAAAAGGAACAGGCGAAGUGAUUAGUGGCUGCCGAAGAAAGAGAUGGUGAGGCUCACUGCAGACCUGAUUUGGAAAAGCCCUCAUUUCUUCAAUGCCAUCAGGGAGCGAGAAUUGGAUCUUCGAGGGAAUAAGGUUGCUGUAAUUGAGAACUUGGGCGCUACAGAGGACCAAUUUGAUACCAUUGAUUUGUCUGACAAUGAGAUUGUCAAGCUCGAAAACUUGCCUUAUCUUAAUCGGUUGGGUACUUUGCUUAUCAACAACAAUAGAAUUACCCGUAUCAACCCCAAUAUCGGAGAGUACUUGCCAAAAUUACACACGCUAGUUCUUACGAACAACCGGCUUGUCAACUUGGCAGAGAUUGAUCCCCUUUCAUCCUUUCCAAAGCUGCAGUUCCUUAGUCUCUUGGACAACAAUAUUACAAAGAAACCGAAUUAUAGGUUGUAUGUAAUUCACAGACUAAAGUCACUUCGGUUGCUAGAUUUCAAGAAAGUAAAAAAUAAGGAGAGACUGGAAGCAGAGAAUUUGUUUGCAUCUAAAGAAGUUGAAGAAGAGGCUAAACAAGAACCCCUGAAGACAUUCACACCAGGUGAAAUGCCAAAUGCUUUAGAACCUGCAGAGGAACAACAGAUACCAAAAGUGGUGGGCCCUUCACCAGAGGAACUUAUAGCUAUCAAGGCCGCAAUUGUGAAUUCACAGACUCUUGAAGAGGUUGCAAGGCUUGAAAAGGCAUUGAAGUCAGGGCAGCUUCCAGCAGAUUUGAAGAGUUUGGUUGAGAACACCAGGGCUGAUGUUGUGAAUGAAAAGGAUGACAAAAUGGUCUCCAGUAAUCCAAAUACAAGUCGAGAUGAACCAAAAACUGUGGAAGAACAGAAGAAUGAUGAUGUGGCACCAAUGGAACAGGUAUUAGUUUGCAUAUUGUGUGGGUUCUUGGCUGUUUACUUCAACUUUAUAUGUUCUCUUACUCUUCUGUUUUGGAUAAGAAUGAUAUGGCCUUUUCUUUUUUAGCCUCUGUAUGUGCUUCUUUGCAGUUCUAUGUGUAGAAUAUAUUGCCUUUUCUUGGUUUUGGUUUCUGAAGAAACCAUUGCAGCUUUUAGUGUUUUUUUGACUUAGACUCUUAGACUUAUGAUUCAUUUAUCUAGAUAUUAUGGAUUUAGGAUUAGUUUAUUCAGAAGAUGCACCCAGCAAAACAGAGAGAAAAAAAGACAAGAAAGUGAAUUCUUUUGGACCAUAAAAUAGCUGAAUUGUAAAAUAUCCAUAACAAGAGAGAAUUUGUGAUUGGCCUAGGGGAAAAGAAAUGAUAUUGCAGCAAGCAAUUAAGAAAAACUAAAUGCCAUUGAGAAAUUGUUUUGGUUUCAAAUGAACUUAGACUUGUCCUUGUUUGUUUGAAUUCAUUUUCAGUUUAACCUCAAGGAGGACCUUGGCCUAUUAAUAGCUCAUUUAAUGUCAACUUUGGAAUGAUAUUUGGCAUGCUUCCUUAGUUUUGUUUUGUUUUUUUCAUUGGUUUAGAACAAUCUGGAUUCUCCUCAAGAGAAUAUCUGCAAGGAAGAGCUUACAAGUGAGUCAUAUGGUAAAAUGGAGAGACUAGAAUGUCUCUUAUGUCCAGAAUAUUUUUGUGAAAUCACUUUGAGAAGCUCACGGGGCCUGUUCUUGUAUGCAUGACUGAUUGGCCCUUUCUCCAACAUGAUCAAAUGUACUUUAUCACAAAUGUAAACUUGAACCAAUAUGGUAGAUGUAGGUGGCAUGCUUCACUCAAGUCCCUGGACCGAGCAAUGAUGCUUAUGAUGCAUCAGACUCUAUAAUAACAGCUCUAUAAUUCACAUGUAUUUUAUAUAGAUUACUCACUGUAUCUCAUGUUUGACUGAGCCAAGUUGUUGUUUGUGCUUGUGUGGGGGAUUUACUGUGGCCUGUUGUGGUUGAAUGUUUUAGUGGCUCUUCCUUGUUUUUCUUCUACCUAAUUCUACUUUUAGUCUGUAUGGUCCAUUAUUGAUCAUUAAUAAGGUUAUCAGGCUAUUACUGUGCUGUCUUUUCUCCGCUGGCAUUCAUAUCACAAUUGAUUUUUUACACUUGGAUCUGGUUUGAGGGUUUUGUUGGUGGUUUUUGAGAUUUGUAAUAUGUCCCCAUCUAUUCUGUACUGAACUUUUGGUUUAUGCAUGACACUUAUUUUUCUUCUCUCUUUUUUAUCUUUUUCCUUUUUAAUAUUGUUAACCUCUAUGGUAAGGGUUAUGGUUUUAAUUCUGCAUUCUUUUUUGCCUUUUUUCAGGAAUAGAUUCUGUGUUCCCCAUUUCCAGUCACUGCAAGAAUGCUUGUUCCAUUUACACUCCAUGCUGGGCAUUUGACUAUCAAAAUUUUGGAUUCUUUUAGAAUGUAAUAUGAAUUUUUAGGGAUUUUUGCACCUUGUACUAUUGUACCAAGUCUGAGUACCCCUCCCAUCUGCCUGAGCUCACUGGUGUUGAAUCUUGCAGUGCAAGUGUGCUUCUAUCUCACUCCGCAGGCCUUUCUGUUUAUCGACCAUGCCGAAUCUGCAUUGUGCUUACGUUGCUUUUGAGACGUGCAGGUUGUUUACCUUGGUCUACCUGAACAUUGUUAGGAAAAUGGAAGAUGCUAAACUUACAGUUUCUUUUAACACACUUAAUUUGGUUAUGUGAUGUGAUAAAGCCAUGUCAAAACUUGGUAUGAACCUAUUAGUAUAUGAAGUAUUGCUAUAUCAUCACAGAGAAUCUAGAAAUUGUUGUUUAUCA
Messenger RNA from Vitis vinifera (wine grape), 2808 nucleotides. RefSeq names its product U2 small nuclear ribonucleoprotein A'. The coding region runs from base 113 to 1075 and encodes 320 amino acids. The transcript has 7 exons. Gene Ontology annotation, molecular function: protein binding; U2 snRNA binding. Gene Ontology annotation, biological process: mRNA splicing, via spliceosome. NCBI's taxonomy places the organism in Eukaryota, Viridiplantae, Streptophyta, Magnoliopsida, Vitales, Vitaceae. The record is from RefSeq and is a predicted model, not a curated record.